UCUUGCUGCUUCCCAUAGACGUCAUUUCCGGUGUUAUCUGUGUUGUUACCGGGAGCUGUAAACAAGGUGUGCAGAUAUCUGGAGAGCUGUCGGGAUGCAGCAGAGCGGAGCCGCGGCUGGAAGCCGUGGCUGCGCUCUCUUUCCGCUGCUGAGCGUCCUAUUCUUCCAGGGUGUUCACAUUGUCAUUUCCUUGGAGAUUAAUGCAGACACUCAUGUCCGAGGUUACGUAGGAGAAAAGAUCAAGCUGAGAUGCAUGUUCAAGUCAACUUCUCAUGUCACCGACAAACUGACCAUAGACUGGACGUAUCGCCCUCCCAGCAGCAGUCGCACAGAAUCUAUUUUUCAUUAUCAGUCUUUCCAGUACCCAACCACAGCAGGCACAUUUCGGGAUCGGAUUUCCUGGGCUGGCAAUGUAUACAAAGGGGAUGCAUCCAUAAGCAUAAGCAACCCUACUCUAAAGGACAAUGGGACAUUCAGCUGUGCUGUGAAGAAUCCCCCAGAUGUGCACCAUAAUAUUCCCCUGACAGAGCUAACAGUAACAGAAAGAGGUUUUGGCACCAUGCUGUCCUCUGUGGCCUUGCUUUCCAUUCUCGUGUUCAUUCCCUCGGCGGUGGUGGUGAUUCUACUGCUGCUGAGAAUGGGGCGGAAGGCUGCAGGGCUCAAGAAGAGGAGCAAAUCUGGCUAUAAGAAAUCGUCUAUUGAAGUUUCAGAUGACACUGACCAGGAGGAAAAAGAUGAGUGCAUGGCAAGGCUUUGUGUCCGCUGUGCUGAGUGUCUGGAUUCAGACUAUGAAGAGACAUACUGAUGAAAGUCUGCAUGGUAGAAAAACAGAAAAUAUCCCAUUCCACUGGCUGCUAAAGCCUCUUGAGGGAAUGGAGCUGGCCUGGAUAAUGAUGAAGGAAGAUUCUGGAGCUCCUGUGUAAAGACUUUAGGAACCAUUUAUUUAUUGAAGAAAUGUUCUUUUUAUAUUUACAACUGUUUAAAACUCUUAGAAGAGACUCAUGACUUCCCCUUUUAAUAUGUUAUGCUCUAAUGGAAUGAAGAAAUUCUUCUCCUGAACAGAAAGAUAUGUUUUGGUUCACCUUCACCCCUGAAUGUAUUGCAUAUUUUCAUCCAGUUAUUUGAAGGAGAAUCCUAAAUGUUUGCCACACUACUGGUGCCAAAAUAGUAUUUUUAAUGAAGUGGAGCUUGACACUUCUUGAUGAUGUGCAAUCAGACAAAAUGCUUGCUUGGGAUAGACGUCUCUUGUUUUUUGCUUCAUGAAUAUUUUCAGCUGUGAUUUAGUAUACAGUAUACAUAAAUACUUGAUUUAAUGAUCUCA
This is a messenger RNA of Heterocephalus glaber (naked mole-rat), 1321 nucleotides long. It is a transcript of the gene Mpzl3, whose product is annotated as myelin protein zero like 3. Lineage: Eukaryota; Metazoa; Chordata; Mammalia; Rodentia; Bathyergidae. Gene Ontology annotation, cellular component: plasma membrane. The record is from RefSeq and is a predicted model, not a curated record.